AUGAGCAGUUUCCCCGCUUUUCGUCUCUGUGGGAGACUCCUACGACCGGCUCCUAUACUCUCGGUAACCAGGACUACCCCCUUGACUCGCCUAGCACCAUUGAGGCAAGUGCACAUGGACUCCAACACGGUCGAGCCGCGCUUUGCCGAGGGAGAAGAUGCGGCACAGCUAGGCCUAGACACGCAGACAUUGCUACAACAGCAAGGAUGGGCCCUCGAUGCUGAUGGGAUGGGUGUUACUAAGACGUUUUAUUUUAAGAGUUACUUUAAAGCGGUGUCAUUCGUGAAUCUUAUCGCCGCCGAAAGCUCAGCAAAGAAACACCACCCCACGAUGACCGUGCGAAUCGGUUCUGUCGAUGUCCACUGGACGACGCAUCGCCCGCGCGGCCUGACGCAAAAGGACAUCGCGAUGGCUCGUCACUGCGAUAAUGGGGCCGACCUAAUGGGCGUCGUAGGAAGUCCCACAGACUGCUUCGACUUACUUCUGUUCGCACGGAACCUUCUUGUCGACGGCGAGGCUACCUACCUCGGACUCCUAGCCAAGCAGCAAGAGGAGAAGUGGGCUGCUGUGCCGAAGAUAUUGAGGACUGGAACAAAGGCACCGCUUACGUUCUCGCACGAUGUUCUCCGGAAAAUCAAAUGUGAUAGCGCAGGCGCUUCGGCAGCAAUGGCGCCGAUGGGAGACGUGCAGCGCAUGAUCGGUAACCAGUAUUUCCAAGCCCGGGGAUUAGUGAGCCACGCGCAAUUCGCGGAGCAGCUCGACCGAAUUCUCCCAAAGGCGAGAAAUGACUUUGUGCGGGUACAUGCGCGCAACGAGAAAGAAGAGCUGGAGCUCUCUCGCGCGUGGCCGUUCGAUUUACCGGAUCGCGCCUCGGGUCAAGGCAUCGCGCCUGAUAGCGGCAAGAAGGUUACGAAAGAUGGCAAAGAGUACAAGCGGUACAAGUGGCAAAUCAACAAGAACGAAAGCAAAGAUUCCCACAAAAUAUGGUCCGAAGCGGAUAUUCCAAUUACUUCGGAUGUGCGCGAAAGAGGCAGUUGA
Penicillium cataractarum is the source of this 1038-nucleotide messenger RNA. Its product is annotated as 4a-hydroxytetrahydrobiopterin dehydratase. Gene Ontology annotation, biological process: tetrahydrobiopterin biosynthetic process. Bases 1 to 1038 code for a protein of 345 amino acids. Gene Ontology annotation, molecular function: 4-alpha-hydroxytetrahydrobiopterin dehydratase activity. The transcript has 5 exons. The record is from RefSeq and is a predicted model, not a curated record. Lineage: Eukaryota; Fungi; Ascomycota; Eurotiomycetes; Eurotiales; Aspergillaceae.